This is a messenger RNA of Callorhinchus milii (elephant shark), 670 nucleotides long. RefSeq names its product hepatic lectin-like. NCBI's taxonomy places the organism in Eukaryota, Metazoa, Chordata, Chondrichthyes, Chimaeriformes, Callorhinchidae. The transcript is spliced from 4 exons. The coding region runs from base 9 to 551 and encodes 180 amino acids. The record is from RefSeq and is a predicted model, not a curated record.
AUGAAUGGAUGUUUUUCAAUCAAAAAUGUUAUUAUUUUAAAGUUUGUCUUAAGUUUGUUUCUAUCUUAGUUACUCACAUGUUCAGUGAAAUGAGAGCAUCACAGGCUGAUAUGAAGAACAAAGUCUUACAGCUGAAGAAUAAUGGUCCGUCUUGUGUCCUGUGCCCUGAUGAAUGGACGUUUUUCAAUCAAAAAUGUUAUUAUUUUUCAUCAAACAAUUUAAAUUGGAAAGCAGCUCAGAGCAAAUGUGUGUCUAUGAAAUCUAACCUUGUUGUCAUUAAAACAAAGAAAGAGCAGCAAUUUCUUACAAGAAAGAUAAACUCAAGAGCGCAUUGGAUUGGACUCACUGAUGAGACAGCUGAAGGUGUCUGGCGCUGGGUGGAUAACACAGAUUUAUCUUCUUCUGUGAUGUUCUGGAGUCCAGGAGAACCCAAUCAAAAAGGAGAAGAAGAUUGUGUCGAGUUGGACAGUAGAAAUGGCAAAUGGAAUGAUAACUCAUGCAAUAGCAUUUUUUAUUUUAUCUGUGCACACCAGGCAUCUCGCUGUUUUUAAAGAUUUACUCAUUGCCACAAAUUUCAUUUAUAGAGCAACCUUAACAUGGGGUAGAAUCAUUUUGUGCUUACCAUUGAAAAUAAAAUAAAAGCUGUUUUAUUAAUUUCUGAUCCUAACUG